Molecule: messenger RNA, 414 nt
Organism: Aspergillus versicolor CBS 583.65
Lineage: Eukaryota; Fungi; Ascomycota; Eurotiomycetes; Eurotiales; Aspergillaceae
Product: GFA family protein
Exons: 4
Coding region: 1-414 (137 amino acids)
Molecular function (GO): carbon-sulfur lyase activity
Source: RefSeq, a predicted model, not a curated record
AUGACUCUGAAAGGAAGCUGCAUGUGCGGUGGUAUCACCUACACUGCUGAAUCCGAGCCCCUCAUUACGGCGCUCUGCCACUGCACUGAUUGCCAGAAGUGGACAGGUGGAGCAUUCACAUCCAAUGUAGUCGUGCCCCGCGACUCCUUUAAAAUCGUGAAAGGAACACCCAAAACGUACGAUAUCACCGGUGACAGCGGAAAGAACAACCGCCACUUCUUCUGCCCUGAAUGCGGAUCCAGCCUGUACACGCAGCUUGACAUCAUGCCUGACAAGACAGUCAUCAAGGCUGGUGGUCUUGAUGGGGGCGAGGCGGCACUGAAGAACAAGGUUGAUGUGGAGUUCUAUGUGAAGGAUCGCGUGCCGUAUCUUGCUGCAGCCGGAGAUGCGAAGCAGGAGCAGCGAUUCGGUUAG